Molecule: messenger RNA, 3029 nt
Organism: Leopardus geoffroyi (Geoffroy's cat)
Lineage: Eukaryota; Metazoa; Chordata; Mammalia; Carnivora; Felidae
Gene: HVCN1
Product: hydrogen voltage gated channel 1
Exons: 7
Coding region: 465-1277 (270 amino acids)
Biological process (GO): proton transmembrane transport
Cellular component (GO): plasma membrane
Molecular function (GO): voltage-gated proton channel activity
Source: RefSeq, a predicted model, not a curated record
AGUCGCUGCGGUGGCCGCGGGCGGGAGGGGCGUAGGGUAAGUGCUCCGGCGCUGGGACGGGGGGCGCGCGGCCCCCAUUCCGAGCCCUCCCAGCCGGCGCCUUCCGAGGAGCGGACCCUCAUCCCCGUCGCCGUUCCCCCGCCAGCCUGCCGGGGACCCCGCCCCCAGUUGCCCUCUGUUCUAGCGUUUACCAGGGCGGACGGUCAUUCCCCGGGGGACCCCUCCCCCAGCCCUUGUCCAGAGGGUACUAGAGUCAGGUGGGGGGGGGGGGGCAGGAGACAGUAUGCCACGCGACAUGGGAGGGAAGUCCCUCUUGGCCUCAGUUACCUCCCCUUGAAAAACGGGAGCCUUGGUAAGAACUGCCCUUCUGCACGGCGGCGGCGGCGCGCUUAACGUGGGGACAGGUGCCUUCAUUCAUCACACGCUGAGCGCAGCAACAGGUGAGAUCCAGAGAGGACAGGAAAAUGGCCACCUGGGAUGAAAAGGCUGGCUCCCGCAGGGCCAAAGUGGCUCCGGCAGAGAGGAUGAGCAAGUUCUUGAAGCAUUUCACUGUCGUUGGGGAUGAUUACCAUGCCUGGAACAUCAACUACAAGAAAUGGGAGAAUGAGGAGGAUGAGGAGGACGAGGAGGAACAGCCGCCACCAACACCUGCCUCCGGUGAGGAGGGCAGAGCUGCCGACCCGGCUGCGGCCCCUGUCCCUGCGCCCAGGCCCCCCCUAGACUUCAGGACCACAUUGAGGAAGCUGUUCAGCUCCCACAGGUUUCAGGUUAUCAUCAUUUGCCUGGUCAUUCUGGAUGCCCUCCUGGUGCUCGCUGAGCUCAUUCUGGACCUGAAGAUCAUCAAGGCUGACAAGAACGCCGUCAAGGUGUUUCACUGCAUGAGCAUUGCCAUCUUGACCUUCUUUAUGAUGGAGAUUUUUCUAAAAUUAUAUGUCUUCCGCUUGGAGUUCUUCCACCACAAGUUUGAAAUCCUGGACACCAUCGUGGUGGUGAUUUCCUUCAUCCUUGACAUUGUCCUCCUGUUCCAUGAGCACCAGUUUGAGGCUCUUGGCCUACUGAUUCUGCUCCGGCUGUGGCGGGUGGCCCGGAUCAUCAACGGAAUAAUUAUCUCUGUUAAGACACGUUCAGAACGGCAACUAUUGAGGUUAAAACAGAUGAAUAUACAGUUGGCCGCCAAGAUCCAACACCUUGAAUUCAGCUGCUCUGAGAAGGAACAAGAAAUUGAAAGACUUAACAAGCUCUUGAGACAGCACGGACUUCUUGGUGAGGUCAACUAGAUGCGCACCUGCUCCACCCCAACGAGAAGACCCUGCUUCCACGGGCUUGUGUCUCUGAGAGAAAGCUGCCUCUCCUGGGCCCGUUUCGGGAAGAGGUUUGGUUCGAUGCCUUUGCCUCACCUCCACCCAGCUUGGAUUCCGGGGUGGGCAGGUGGUAGGGGGAGGGGGGAAGGCGGGGGAAAGGCUUGCCCUUCCUUUCUUGGCGUGACCAAGAGCUUCCCAUCCCGUCCUCACUCCAUGUCACCGUGUAUCAUAAACUAUAUUCUCUCAUGUUGACACUUUUGCUUGAAAAUGAACGAAGCUGGACAACUACUAGUUGUAUAUAAAAUUUUAUCUCAUCAGUGUACUUUUCACAUUUCGCGUGUAUAUUGAGGAACCAGUGCAUUCUUUCACAUGGGCAUUCUGAAAGACAAAGGAAAAAAGAAAGCUACCUUAGCUACCAGCCCAUUCUAGAAAAGUCUUCUCUUCCCAAGCUGUUCUCAACAGCUCCUCUUGGUGCAUAUUCCUCCAGGGAGGUUGUCCUCAGGUACCCAGCCCCUCCUCUGCCGCAUCUAGCUUCUAACUGGCUCUACCCAGUUCCGCCACCUGACAACUUUUUUCUCAAUUACUGUGCAAUUAAUGUAGAAAAGCAACUCCCUCCCUCGGGACCUCCUACUCUAUUCUUUCCAGCAUCAACUGCUAGGAACUGCUCUGUGGUAUCCUGUACAACCCACCCGUUGGAGAGCUCCAGUGCCGGCCACCGAAAUAGCAAUUAGACCCAAGACUCCAUGUAGUGGAGGUGACACCGGGGAAAGAUCCCCUCAUGAGGCCCUGUGCUCUACUUGCAUGAUUUUGUACAGUUUUGCUAUUUUUGUAUUCGCUUCCACGGGACCAGUAAAGGAAAGAAAACCUGGGCUACAAACAGUGAGUAUUUGUAAAAUAAGUCAUGUUGAAGCAGAGGAUGAACACACUGGAUGAGCCCUCGAUGCCUGAGCUACUUCAGGGUCUGUCCCCUGUACCAUCUUCCCAAAGCUGCAAUUUGCUUUCCACACGUGGCCUACGUGCCGACAGUACUGGAAAUCGCCAAGACCAGACGGUGCCCCAUUCUAAGGUCACACUAAGUAGAAUUUCCAAAAGGAAAAAGGAGGGAAGUGAGCGGAGAGAGGAGAUGUGUGGUUUGAGGGCAACCCCACAGGUCAGAGGUGUAACACCACAGGAGGUCUCCAAGGGAGCCCACGCCCCACAGCACUUGAUUCUAGAGGUGUGGUGUCAUUUCCUUGAUUAAAAACUUACGUCAAACAAAGGGGAAGAAGAAAUUAAACGGCAGCUUGGCAUUGAUGGUUGGCCGAGCCCUGAAGCCCGCCUCUGCAGGUGCAGACACAUCCACAAAAGUAACCGCAGUGGAAAUAAGAACCGUUCUUUCAUUUCCUGAGUUGGUCUGUAAUAAAAAGAGUGAUGUAAGCCCUGCCUUCCAGUGUGCUAACAAAGAUGAGACAUGUUGCGUUCUUUUCCGCACGUGACCGUGGUCAGUGCAUCUCAUAGGUAUGCGGAGGACCCAUCAGCCACUAACUUGGAUGAAAGAUACCACUUUUACCCAGGUUGUCCUAACCCAUCAAUGUCAAUUGCAACUCAAUUUUCAAUGAAUUUUAAGGAUCAAAUCUAAACAAGAACGCUAAUGUGAAUUCAACUCUUGUCAGAAUUUUCUAACUAAAUGACUGCUAAAGUGUUUAAAUUUCAAUAAUUUUUUCACAGAAUAAAUUUUAUCACACUUGA